Messenger RNA from Melospiza melodia melodia, 898 nucleotides. It is a transcript of the gene NAA80, whose product is annotated as N-alpha-acetyltransferase 80, NatH catalytic subunit. NCBI's taxonomy places the organism in Eukaryota, Metazoa, Chordata, Aves, Passeriformes, Passerellidae. The transcript has 2 exons. Gene Ontology annotation, cellular component: cytoplasm. Gene Ontology annotation, biological process: protein acetylation. The record is from RefSeq and is a predicted model, not a curated record. Gene Ontology annotation, molecular function: acetyl-CoA binding; N-acetyltransferase activity. The coding region runs from base 1 to 891 and encodes 296 amino acids.
AUGUGCCGCCGUCCUGCCGCGGCCCGGGAUGGGUCGGUGCGUCCGUGCGGGAGCGGCCGGAGCCGAGCGGCAGCGCUGGGGCACGGGCCGUGCGCCCUCCGGCCGCCAGAGGGCGCGGGCGGGCCGGGCCGGGCCCAGGAAGUGACGGCGGCGGCGGGGCCGGAGAGCGUGAGAAGAAUGGGUUCUGUGUCAGAGGAGCUCAGCUUGGUCCCCUUGCACCAGAGGCCGGAGCUGCUGGAAGCCUGUGCGGAGCUGCUGGGCGAGGAGUGGGGGAAGAGCCGUGCGUCGCGGCUGCACUCGCUGCAGCGCUCCUCGGACGCCUUUCCCGCCUGCCUGCUGCUGCUGCGGAGCCGCGGCCCCAGCGACAGCCCUGCCACCCGGCAGGGGCCCUGCGAGCUCGUGGGCCACGUGCGACUGUCCCGCGUGCUCAGCCGUCCCCGUGACCUCUUCGUGGAGAGCGUGGUGGUGGCGCGGGCGCUGCGGGGCCGGGGCUACGGGCGCCGGCUGAUGGAGGCCGCUGAGCAGUGGGCCCGGGCCCGGGGCUUUCGCUGCCUGCGCCUCACCACCCACGACAAGCAGCAUUUCUAUGCGCACCUGGGCUAUGUCCUGGGCGAGCCGGUGCAGAGCGUGGCCUUUCUCAGCCCGGCGAUAUCCUCUGAGGUGCUGCGGCUCUUCUCCGCCCCUUCUGGGGCCGCCGCUGCCACCAGCGCCAGGCCGUGGGUACCCGCGGUCCCCCCGCCGCCCCUCGCUGUGCCCCCACCGCCUCCCCCACCCACUGUGAUCUGGGCGAGGGGUGUCCUGGCUGAGGGCGGCGAGCAGCAGAGCCUCCUGCAGACCCCGCACCGCGAUGCCAAAGGGCUCCCCAUCUUCUGGAUGAAGAAGGACAUCUGAGGGGCCC